AUGGAUGAAAAAGUUUGUAUAUCAAAAGAAGGGGAAAUAUAUAAAACAUGUGGUAGUAACAGUUAUAUAAAAAAUAGUAAUAAUAAUACAAAUAAUAAUUCUAAAAGUUAUAAUAUGAAAGAUAUAAAUUUAUCUAACAUAAGGAAAGAGAAUGAAUCUUUUAAUUUUAACAACAAUGAAAAAAAAUCAAGUGAGAAAAAUAUUCACAUAUUAAUUAACAAGAACAAUAAUUUCACUAAAAAUAAAUAUAGAAUUAAUAGAGAUAUAUACGAAAAUAAAUUUGUAGAUCAAAAAAAGAGAGAAAAUAUUAAUACAGAAGAAAGUAAUAAUAACAAAGGAAAAAAUGUGUCUACUAAUGAAAAUGAUAUAAAAUAUAAAAGUGAUAAAAAAAAUGAUAUAAAAUAUGAAUGUGAUAAAAAUAAUGAAAAUGUUAUAAAAUAUGAAAGUGAUAAAAAUAAUGAAAAUGAUAUAAAAUAUGAAUGUGAUAAAAAUAAUGAAAAUGAUAUAAAAUAUAAAAGUGAUAAUAAUAAUGAAAAUGAUAUGAAAUAUAAAAGUGAUAAAAAUAAUAUUCCAAAUGAUAAUAAUAAAAAUAUUAAUGUUAUAAAUGGCAAUCUUUUAUAUAAUAGUAUUAAAAAUGAUUAUGAUAAAAAUGAAAAUUUUUUCACUAAAAAAAAUGUUAUCAUAAAUAAUAUAAAAGAUAUGAAAAUGAAAAUGCUACAGAAUUAUAUAAUAGAAAAUGAUAUAAUUAAAAAUAGAAGAAAUAUAUAUGAUUCUUAUAACUUUAAUUAUAAUAGUUUUAAGCUAAUAAAUGAAGAAAGCAGUAGUGAUGAUACUAACUAUGAUUGUUUCAAUAAUGAAAGUAAUUUUAUAGAAAAUUUUAAUUUUUUAAAUUUAUCCAAGGGAAAAUUAGAUAAAGCAUACAAAAUUAUAAAUAUGUAUUUACCUUGUAUUGAUAAAAAUAGAAAGAGAAAAAAAAAAAAAAAAUACUCACAUAGAAAUAAUGAUGAAAUACUAUAUAAUAUGGCAAACUUAAAAUUAACAGGUACUUCAGUAAUAUUAACAAAUGAAAACUCCAAAUUUAUUUAUAAAAUAAUUCCUUUUUUUAAAAAUGGAGAAGCAAAUUUUUAUAUUAAUGCUUUUACUUCAUUCAAUUAUAUAUAUAAAAAUCAUAAAAAGCUAAAAAAGCGUGAGAAUAUUAAUACUAUAAAUGAAAAAAAAAAAAAAAAAAAUUAUUUGAAUUUAUACGAUAAAUUACAUAAAGUAAUUGAUAAUAUACAAAAAAUAAAGUAUAAUGUAAUGAAAAAAAGCUUUAAUAAAUCAAAUUCUUGUGAGGGAGAUGAAACAUUAAGUAAGACCGUUACGACUAAUUCAAAUUUGUUAAAUUAUGAAGAAAAUAUUAAUAGUGAUGAUACUAUAGGAAAUAUAGUUAUAGAAAACAAUUAUAAUAAAAAGAAUCAUUCAUUAGACAAUUUAAGUGACAACAAUUUUAAUUACAAAGAAAAAAGUUCUCUUAAUUUAUAUUUUUCGAAAAAAUUAUCAAAUGAUAUUUUUAACAUGGACAGUAUUUUUAAAAAAAGUUCUAGUUUUUAUAAUAAUUUAGAAUUUGUAAAAACAAACUUAAAAUCAAAAUUAGUAAAUAAAAAAAAUUUUCUAUUUGGUCAAUAUAUAGAAAAUAAUGAUAUGCAAACAAUGAAAAAACAUUGUAAUGAAUUGAAUAAUAUAGAACAAAAGAUAGAAAAAUUAAAUUAUAAUAAAAAUUUAAAUGAUGAUAUAAAUGAAGAUAUUAGCAUAAAUUCAAAUGCAAAUUCAUGUAAAAGUAUAAAUUCAAAUUUGAUUAAUAAUGAAAUUACAUCUUAUAACCAUUUGAUUAAAAAUAAUACAAAUGAAAGUGAAAAAAUAUCAGGUACAACUAUUUUUAAAGAGUUAAAUAAUAAAAUAAAUAAUUUAUCUAAAGAAGAUAUAAAUUUAGAAGAAAAAAAAAUUUUCCACAAUAAUUCAUAUGAAGAAAACUUUUGUCAUUUUGAUAAGAAAUAUAUUAAUGUAGAUGAUAAAUUAUUAAAAAAUAAUGAAAAAGAAAAUAUGUUAAAUGAAAAGUUUAUUUUAUCUUUUUUAGUUAAGCAUAAGUUGAUUCCGAAAUGUUUUGAUAUUGUUCCUGUAUAUAAAUGUAGAGAAAACGAAGAAAAAGAAAAAGAAAAAGAAAAAGAAAAAGAAAAAGAAGGAAAAAUAUCAAAAAAUUCUUUUAAAGAAAAUAUUAAAAAAAUAUUAGGUAAUAAUCAAACUAAUGAAGAGUUAAAUAAUUAUGAAAAAAUUUAUAGUAUUAAUAAAGAUAAUAACAAAAAUAGGAUAAAUGAGAAAAAUUUAAAUGAAAAAAUAGAGAGUGAAAAUAUGGAAAUAUUAAAUGAUAAUAAAAGUGAUGUAAAUAAAAAACAAAAAAGUAAAUUUUCUGAUAGUGAACAAAAAUUAAAUGAAAAUUAUAAAAAUGAAUUUAAUUCAGAAAAAUCAACAAAUCAAACAAAUGAAAAAUGGAAAAUAGGAAACUAUAAUAAUAUAAUAAAUGAAAAUAUUGAUAAUGUUUAUUUGGCUUUAAAAUUAAAGAAGGUAUGUAAUGAAAUAAAAUAUUCUGAUCAACAAAUACUAGAUUUAAAAUUAGGUUAUAAUACAUUGAAAGAUAAUGAUUUAUCGUUUAAUGAAGAUUUGCUGAAUGAUAGUGAAUUAUUAGAUUGGAAUGAAAAGGAAAAAUAUGUAAAAAAAUGGUCAAAAAUGAAGAAAAAAAUAAGAAGUUUUUAUACUAAUACAAGUGAUCAACAUAUAAUUCAUAUUUCAUCAAAAGACUUAAAUUUACCAAGUUAUUUUAAUAAAUAUGAUAAUAAUGAAAUAUACUGCCUAUUAAAAUCAUGGAAACAAAGUGUCACUUCAUUAAAAACUACUCAGAAAACUUUAGGUUUUCGUAUAUGUUCUUUAAUUUAUUAUAUAAAUUAUGAUAAUAUAUUAGAAGAUGAAAAUAUAAAAAAGUUUUAUUCCGAUUUUAUAAUAAAAAAGAAUAUAAUUCAGAGAAAUGAACUAGGUGAAAGUGAAAAAUUGCAAAAAUAUGCAGAAAAAAAAAAAACAGAAAUAAAAGAAUGCUAUGAUGAUAUGAACAAAAGAUUAAAAGUAAACAGAAAACUUGGUUUGAAACUUAAUGAAGAGCAAGUUUUAUACUUUUUAACAAUUUUUUUAAAAAAUAUUGUUUACAUUAUUUUACCCAAAUUAUUAAAUUUAAAAUUAUGGUUAGAAGAACAAUCUUUAUAUUAUUUUUGUUCUACUUCUUUACUAAUAAUAUAUGAUAAAAAAAACCCUUUAAAUUGUGAUAUAAAAUGGAUUGAUUUCACUUAUUCUUUUGAAAAUUUAAAUUAUUUAAAAAAAGAAGAAAAAAAAAAAAAAAUUAAUUUAGACAUCCUUUUUGGCUUAAAUAAUUUGAUUAAGUUAUGUAAAACUAUAUUUUUUAAUAGUAAUAUACCACCAUCCCUUUCUUAUUUUGAAAAUCAAAAAAACACACAAGAAUCAAAUAUUUAA
This is a messenger RNA of Plasmodium gallinaceum, 3552 nucleotides long. RefSeq names its product kinase, putative. Bases 1 to 3552 code for a protein of 1183 amino acids. NCBI's taxonomy places the organism in Eukaryota, Apicomplexa, Aconoidasida, Haemosporida, Plasmodiidae. The record is from RefSeq and is a predicted model, not a curated record. Gene Ontology annotation, biological process: inositol phosphate biosynthetic process. The transcript has a single exon. Gene Ontology annotation, cellular component: nucleus; cytoplasm. Gene Ontology annotation, molecular function: inositol-1,4,5-trisphosphate 3-kinase activity; inositol tetrakisphosphate kinase activity.